AAGUAACUCCACAAGGCCUCGUUGAGGUAAACAUAUCCUUGACAUAGUGAGGUGUGUUGACUGAUUUUGCGGAAGUACUUGAAAUCAGCAGGUUCAUCAAGGACGACCUUGAGCGUGUGUGCAGCAAUAGUUAUCUUUCAAUCCUGUCAGCAGACACAGAUGGAAGAUGGCCGAGCCUGAUGAUUAUGAUGAUAUUCCUGACCAACUGGACCCUGAGUGCGCUGAUGUUCUUCAUAAGAUAUUACAAGCCAAGGAUGGCGAACCAAACAAGUUCCAGAGUUUCUGGGAAAAUGAUGAAGAUGACGUCAGUGAGUUCACACAGGAGGAGAUUGAAAAUGACCCUGAGAAAAGAAUACUGUGGUCUGCCGAGAACAACAAACUUGCAAUCGUUGAGGAGAUGUUGGGAUCUUGUCCUCGACUUGUCCACUCCCAUGACACAGACGGCUACACACCUCUACACAGAGCAUCAUAUAAUGGACAUCUCGACAUUGCCAAGUGCUUGUAUUCCCAUGGAGCAGACAUCUCAGCAAAGACAGUGGAUGGUUGGCAGCCAUUACACAGUGCCUGCCGAUGGAACUCAACAAGCGUGGCUAGUUUUCUGUUAGACAGUGGUGCCGAUAUUAAUGCUCAAACAAAUGGAGGAUUAACUCCCUUACAUUUAGCCUCCUCAGAACAAGACAGUCGUGAAACUCUCGAACUGUUGUUGAUGAACCCUUUCAUCAACGCCAACAUUAAGACUAAAGUUGGAGAGACCGCCAAGCAGAUUUGUCAGCGAACCAGUAGUCAUCACUGGUUGUUUGAGAUUGUAGAAGACAGCGUGAAUAAGAUUUGAUUUUUGAAAUCCUUGAAUUAUGAGCACUAAAAAACAUGCAACGAUUUAUCUGAGAUUCUCAACAAAGUGCUCUUGGUUAGCAAAUUCAGAAAAUACAUUAUUUUGUUCAAAAUUCAGAUUUUAUAUUUUUCUAAAUUCAGAAGUAUUUUAACAUUGAAUUUUAACUCUGCACUCAAUUAAUUUUAAACAUUAAAGCCUUUUCCUCAA
Molecule: messenger RNA, 1039 nt
Organism: Haliotis rubra (blacklip abalone)
Lineage: Eukaryota; Metazoa; Mollusca; Gastropoda; Lepetellida; Haliotidae
Product: ankyrin repeat domain-containing protein 49-like
Exons: 5
Coding region: 167-832 (221 amino acids)
Molecular function (GO): protein binding
Source: RefSeq, a predicted model, not a curated record